Engraulis encrasicolus (European anchovy) is the source of this 7637-nucleotide messenger RNA. RefSeq names its product SPG11 vesicle trafficking associated, spatacsin (gene spg11). The record is from RefSeq and is a predicted model, not a curated record. The transcript has 41 exons. Bases 118 to 7398 code for a protein of 2426 amino acids. Lineage: Eukaryota; Metazoa; Chordata; Actinopteri; Clupeiformes; Engraulidae. Gene Ontology annotation, biological process: synaptic vesicle transport; axon extension; chemical synaptic transmission. Gene Ontology annotation, cellular component: synapse; axon; dendrite.
CAUCGCUUUGCAAGAUUCAUGUCAGCUUUAGCCAAUUUCUUAAUCUAAACUGUACAAUUUAUCUGACGCGGAGGGUCUGACAUGCAUGCUACGUAAAUCCCAUCAGAGGAAUACGCUAUGUUGAAUUCAUCUCAUAUGCAGAAACAUGUCGUGGAUGUUACCCUUUUACCUGACAGUAUUGUCAGCAUCCAAGUCACCGACACAGUGAAAGCCAAACUUACCAAGAACUUGGACCACAAACGCCACCCUGUGAUUUGUUGCUUGACUUGCAGUGGUACCCUAAUCUUGACAGAUGCUUCAGGGAGUGGAACAUCAACUCCCAUCUCAGGGGGUACCUUUUCAGACUUUGCAUGGGAGGAAACGUCGGCACUAGGCGAAUCUAAUGUCUACCGACUCCUGACAGUUGGGUCAAAUCUUGAUCUCCGAGUGUACGUAAUUGACCCAGAAAACCUCCAGUGCAUCUCGGAGGACUUUGCCCCACCAUGGUCAUCAAACAUGCUCAAGGAGACGGUCGAAUGCAAGAUUCCGACUUUGACAGAUCUUGCCUCUGUGAGGCUGCUGUCGUUUGCCGACAGCCGAUGCAUCCUACUGCUGAACAGCUGUGUGCUGGUGCAGCUGUUGUGGGAUGAAGAUGCGGAUGCGCCCGAGAUGAUCUCCUGUUGCACCAUCACACUACCUCCUGACGCUUCCCAGACAUGCACCGACUACCAGAUAUGUCAGGGGAUACUGUUUGUGCUGACUGACUGUGGAGUCACAUAUAUGUUUGACAUUGCAGAGGGGAGGCAUCUAGCUACGGUGGACUUUGCAUUACCCUGUAAAGAUCCUCUCCCGCCAUCGUCUUUCAGUCUGCUGCAGAUAUCACAAGACCUCAGCACAGCGGUUACAGUAACCAGCCUUCAGCUGGUCAUCGCAGUUGACUUACAUGAAUAUUUCAGGAGACACCCAGAUCACCUGCUUUGCCAGAAGGCUGUCAGCCGUCUUCCCCUGAAGCCUGAGGAAACCAGUGAUCAGGAAGAUGUCCUGAGCUCCUUCCACAGCCACUCAGCACUGGACUACACCUUCCACAGCGACUGCUCUUGGGAGUCCCAGUUGACAUUACUGAACAGCAGAGCCAAGACGCCCCCUUCCCUGCUCCAGCAGCAGCAGACGCCACUGUUGCCAUGGUACAGGGACUUCCCUCCGACGGAGCUCCGACGCACCCCCGUGGACGCAAAGGUCUCCAGGGAGAGUGAGAGGCUGGGGUGUGAGUUUGUGAUUGAGGCCACUACGCAGGCUAAGCCAGUCCUGCUUUCGCUCUCCAAGUUCUCUGCAGUCUUGACUCUCACCUGUCCGGACAGUAGAAGCUGCCAGGUGAUCUUUAUGGACCUGGAGACCCAGAGUAUUACCUAUUACCACACAGACACACCGUGCUUGCCUGUCCAACUCUCAUUUGGAGAACAGCAUUGUCUGCUUCUCAAAGACGCAGGCCUGUCUCUGGUGCUCUUUGACUUGUCCCAGGAGGAGCUGCUGAACAGGCUGAUGGUGUUUGGCAGUGCGGGCACUGUCGACUCCCUCUGCCACCUCAACGCCUGGGGCAGAUGCUCCAUCCCUGUCCACGCUUUGCAAGCAGGGCUGAAGAACCACCAGUUAGACACAGUGGACUUCUUUUUGAAGAGCAAAGAGAAUAUAUUUUGCCCUCAUAGUGGAUACGGUCUGUUGGAACCGGCACCUGCAGUGUCCACACAAUCACAAUUACAGAAUGUGGAGGAGCUGUGUCCAGCCCUGGAUCUUCUGUGUUCGGCAAUUAGAGAAACGUACUCGGAGGCCCCGAGCAAACAGUUUUCAGAACAGCUCCUCAGUAUCACCUACCAGUUCCUCAGCAACCACGUUCAGAACAUUCUAUCUGGCUCAGAGGAUCUGGAUGAAAAUCUUCAGAAUUGUGUGAAAUUAUUCAACGGAUACGUCUCUGAUUUACGUAACUACAUGAGGACGUUUCCUUCGGAUUCAAAGGACGACAGCCUAGUGACACCACAGCAUCCUCAGAAGGAUGUACUGGAGGACAUGCAGCAUUUGCCAAUAGAGGAGCUGGUGAAGCGCGCGGUUCCUGCCUGCCAAAUCCCACUAGCCCAGGCGUGUCUGAGGCAGCAGGUGAGCCCUGAGCGCUGUCUGCAGGAGCUGAAGAUGACGGGGCUGCUGCAGGUCUACCACUGCCUCCAGACCCAGGACCUCACUCAGGCCUCCGCUCUGCUCAGGAACAUGGGCUACUGUGUAAAGGAGCAGCUUUACAAUAUAUGCCUUCACACGGAGGACAAGGCCCUCAGGCAGUUUGUGGUUGAGAAGCUGAAGGGACAGGGGUAUUUGUCUGAAGAGGAGCUGCUGAAGGUAGAUCUGCUCACCAAGAUCGAGGAGCCCACAGCACUCGUCCACCAGCCUCUGGACAACAGGAGGUUUUUGGAACUGGGGAAUGUGGACCUUAAAUGUAAAAGUCUGACGCUGCAGUUUGUAUCGGAGCCCUCUGACCGUCCAUCACCAUCAUCGUCGUCGUCCAACCUCUGCAGUCUGAUGCGUCUGGAUUGGGUCAGAAACUGGGGGAGCUACACCCAGACGUCUGUUCUCUUGUCACAAGACAAACUCCCCAAGAGCUCCUGUGAAUCUGAAAUAUUGUGGAGGUAUCUCACAUCCCACCAUGAGCAGCAGAGAGUGAUGGAGUGGAUGGAGAGCGUCAUUAGCAACACGAUCGCCCAGACUAGCUCAUCAUGGCCGACCCUGACGGCAGACAUCGUCAGCAGCGACACACGGAGUAAUGCCUUUCUCAGGAAGCACAUCUUGGACCUGCUGGCCAGGCAAGGGGAGUUUGUUCAGGAGGAGAUGGAGAGCUUUGAGCAGCUGCUGUGGAGACUGGGCCAGACUGGCAGGGCGAUGCAGGUGUCCCAGAUGCCCUCCUUCUCCCCCUCUCAGAAGCAGCACUUCCUCACCUCUCUCAUCACCCACUGCCUAGAGGUGGGCCUGGGCUACCUCCUCUACACCCACGUCGACUCUAACAGAUAUGAUGAAGACGUCGAAGGACAGGAUUCAUCUGACAGCCAUCCAUGCUUUGAAAUGCUGGUGAAGAUACAAGAAAUAUCAAAAGACCUAAAAGAUCCAGGGCGGGUGUUCGAGGGCAGCCUGACCAGUGCGCGAGUGCUGAUCGCGGGCAGCCAGGGCAGCGUGAGCAGCAUGCUCCUGGAGGGACACAGCCUGCUGGCUCUCUCCUCCAUCAUGUUCGCACCCGGCGGCAUCGACCAGAUUUCCCAGCACAUCCCGCAGGCGAGCGAGUGCCAGUGGAGGGCUGACCCCCAGCUGCUGAAGAUGGCGCUGGGCACGCACCCCAAGCUCAAGUACGCCCUCUUCCCCCCCAGCGGCCCGCUUGGCAUCGGACCCUCAGACGUCUCCGUCUACCACCUCCUGCAGUCUUUGCAGCCACUGGACGCAUCCAGGCUGUUCUGGUGGCAGUCAGCCAAUACACUGGGCACUACAGAUAUGACUCCGGAUCUCCCCCAUUUCUCCACGCCCUAUCUUGUAAACAAAUAUGCUCUUCUGGAGAACCUGGACUUCCUGCAUCACCUGAGGCAUGGAAGACCCUCGUUCGCCUACGGGACGUUUCUAGUCCAGCACCUUGCAAAUGUCAAUGAUGAGAAACCAAUACUGAGCCAUGCUGCAGAGCUGGCUUACGCUCUGGGCGUGCAACACUUCGACGUGCCCCACGUGGCGGCGGCGUGCGUGUGCUUCUGCGAGCUGCUGGGCGUGUGCAGUCUGAAGCUGAGGGUGGACAUCCGGAGCCUGCAGCUCAUCUACAGGCUGCUCAGCAAGGACCUGGAGGGAGGAGGCCUGAGGACCCUCAAGGAGAACCUGGCUGGGAAGUGUAACCAGCUGCUGGACUCUGAGUGGAGAGGCCUGAGGGGCUGGGAGCUACUGAGUGACUUGGAGAAAGCUGUCAACAGCAAUGUCGGCAACAGGUGCCCCAACAGGUCGUGUUAUGAGGCUCUGCAGGAGUGGUGUGUGGCUGUGCAGUUCUCCCAGCAGCAUGGCCUGCCCCUCACCUCUGUGUACCCGCGGGACUGCGCCGCAGAUGGGGAGUGGCUUCACCUGCUGCUGUUUGUCCAGCAGCACAGCUACCCGCCUCAGCAGGUGAGGGCGCUGGUGACUAGCUUCAGCCCGGCCCUGCAGAGCCACCUCUCUCUGGCCUUCCAGGACCUGCAGGCCCCUCUCCCUCCCCGUCUCCAGGCAGCCUCUGACGGCCUGUUGGAGCCCGUGGGUGGGCCCCUGGAGAGUUGCAGCGGUGGUGGGGAGGAGGAGUACCCUGAGCCCCCCAAAGAGCUGUUCCAGGUGCUGCUGCAGGGCACAGGCCAAACCAGCCCCUGGAGGCAUCAGCUGGAGGAGGCCAUCUCUCGCCACUGCCCCCCACUGGCCGUGUUUGCGUCUUGCGAAAAGGAGUCAGUUCUUCUGCAGUUUCUCUCCGUAUGGCUCCUCACAUCCGUCGACGUGUCGAUCUCCCAGGAGUGCACAGCCCACAUCAACGAGAGCCUGAGUCAACACCACUGGAACCUUCAUGACCUGUCAAUCAUCUGGAAAGUCCUCUUAAAGAACGGGUGCAUCAGGACACUCAUACACGGGUUUCAGCUCUUCCUCAAGAAAUCUCCACUGCUCCACAUGCUCAACAUGUACCAACUCUGCUGCGAGGCCAAGAAGUAUACUGGAGCCAGAAAAAGUCUUUCAGACUUUCAGAAGUGCCUGAUUGGCUUGCGGGAGGGUGCGGCGGACCAGUGCCCAGCGGAGGUGCCUCUGCAGUGGGUGCAGAGCCAGGCGUCGGCCCUGCUGCUCACCAUGAUCCAGCAGAGUGCCACCCAGUACGAGCUGAGGAAGCUGCUGAAGCUGCUCUCCGACAUGGGCCAAGUGGUCAAGGUCAACGGUCCCGAUGUGAAGAUGCUGAGCCAGCUGAGCCAGAUUCUGCAGGGCACUCCCGUGUGCCUCUCUCCCCUGCUGCUGGAGCGCAAUUCUCCUGACGUCCUGCAGGGGGAGUGCCAGAGGAUGUUGCAGGAGCUGCAGGCUCUGGGGUACUUCAGCCAAGCCAGACAGGUGGCCGACUUGGCACAUCUGUCCAUUGACACCCUGGUCAUCACAGAGCUUCAGCAGCACAUGCAGACUCUGAAGAACAUACACAAGUGGGAGAGGAAAGACGUGCGGCUGGCGUUCCUGAGGAGGUGUCACGAUCAGUUUAUCAGUAACAAAACCAACAUUGAGGCUGCCUCAGGAUUCUUCCUGUCUCUGGCUGAUCAGGCCCAGUCGCAAUCCGAUUGGUCCUUGACGAUGGAACAGUUGAACAAGCAGGAAUCCGAUUGGCCUGUGGAGGUGGAAGUGCUGAGCCAGCAGGAGUGUUGUGUGCUCUUCUCCCUGGCCGGCUUCUGGCUUUCUCAGCAAGAACUUCCCCCCGUGGAACAGCUGGAGGACAUUGAGAUGAAGCUCUGGAGGUGUCAGGUACACUGGCAAAUUCUCAUCACCCACUGUGGAAAAGACCCAAGUCCAUUUACAUUCAUCACCCCACCACUGGCAGGGAAUAGCGACUCUUUGAAGGAGAUGAUGAAGGAGUUUUCCUUCUCAAAAGUGCCAGUGCUUUGUGACUCAAAGUACCUGAGCUUAGAUGGUUUGCCCUCACCCUCCGCCAACGAGGACCCACCUGUUGUUGGACCUCAGGAUGUUAAAGAGCAGAGGGCGUUGUCCACAUUGCUGGGGCACCUUCUGGAUGACGGCCACAUCCACGAAGCCAGCCGUGUCUGCCGGUACUUCAGUUACUACCACCGUGAUGUUUGGUUGGUUCUUCAGUGCCGUGGGCUGGCCUCCGGCGAAUGCCAGGGCAGCGGCUUACAGGACCUGCUGAACACAGAGACCAAGAAGAGCCUCCAGAGCUAUUCCAGCUUGGGAAACCUGUCCUCCUUCGUGGUGGUGCCCUCUGCAGAGGACCAGGUGGUCUCCCAGCUACAGGUGCUGGUGGACGAGUGUCGCCAUGGGAAGAACUACUGCAAACAGGUCCUCAGCCUGUAUGAACUAGCCAAGGAGCUGAAGUGUUCGUACAGUGAGAUAUCCGGGGCUGACACAGAGGCGGUGCUUCAGAAGAUCCUGUCCUCUCAGCAGCCGGACCGCUACAAGACGGCGCAGGUCUUCAUCAACGUCCAGGGCCUGCAGCCAGACACCGUGGCUCAGCUCGUCUCCUCGUUUGUGGUGCAGGAGAUCCGGACACCUGGGCAAGACGGAGAAUUCACAGACAAGCACAUGUAUGAUCUGACUGAGGGCAGGGAGGCGUUCAGGCAGCUGGCCAAGCUGUGUGGAGACCCCAACCUGAUGGGCAGUAAGCUGCUGGACCACAUCUCAACCCUGCCUCUGUCAGAGCUCAGCUGUGUGGUGGAGCUGCUGAUCCUCGCCCAUGACUGCUUCAGUCUGAGCUGCAAUAUGGAGGGCAUCGUGCAGGUGCUGCAGGCGGCCAGGCACAUCAGCCACGCACACCUGGCACACAGUGACUGCCACAGCCUGCUGGUUCGACUUCUGACCGGCAUCGGGAGGUAUAAUGAGAUGACGUACAUAUUUGACCUGUUAAACCAAAACCACUGCUUUGAGAUGUUACUGAGGAAAAAGGUGGACACGGUACGAGAAGCGAACACGGGGCUGAAGAUGGCUCUCCUGGACUAUCUGAAGCGCUGCCUGCCGUGCGACAGCGAGAAGCACAACAUGGUGGCACUGUGCUUCCGCAUGUCCCGCGAGAUCGGAGAGAACCACGAGGGGGCGGCGCGCGCUCAGCUUAAACUCAUCGAGGCUCAGCCCUGGGUUGUCACAGCUGAACUGAAGAGUGCCCUGAUGAAGGUCCAGACUCUCUUCAAAGAUGCUGCAGAGAGCCUCUUCAAGGACUCGUGUGUGCGCCAGGCGGUACGCUGUGUGAGGAUGGCCAAACUGGUGACCCUGCAGCUGCACCUGCUCGGUCAGGGCCACAGCCAGCGCCUCGUUAACCUGCAGCCAGCAGAGCUGCACAACACCAUCCUGGAGCUACCCCACUGCUACCAGGUGUUUGUCAUCACCGAUGCGUAUGACUUCAGCCCGGACUGGGCCGAGGUGCUGUACCAGAAGGUCAUCCUCAAAGGAGACUUCUUCUUCCUCGAGGAGUUCAAGCUGCACCGGCCACUGCCAGCCAGCCUGUUUGAGGAAAUCUCUAAAAAGUUGACUCAGAACAAGCUGUCUAAUGCCAGUCAAAACCUGAAGAAGCUUCUCCACCACUGUGAAGACAUCUACACGCGCUACAAGCUGGCGUACGAUCACAAGUUUUUCGACGUGGCCAACACGCUUCUACAGGACUCAAAAACCAGCAGCUAUCUUAACGAUAGACUAAUCAGCUAAUCAUGUCUGCCAGAGCAUACUCACAGAUUUCCAUUUCUUUUUUGUAAUAAUGUCAUUUACACAACAAUUUACAGUAUGUAAUAGUUUGAAGGAAUGAUGCUUGUUUUACGCUACGUGUAGGUAAGUGAGCAGUCAUUGCACCAUGUGCUCUACAUGAAAAUUAAUGUGCCUUCCUAAUUAUACUGUAAGUAUGCAAGUAGAGGUGAUUUAUUGUAAUAAACAAUUAUGUUUACGAAAAC